Messenger RNA from Humulus lupulus (European hop), 921 nucleotides. RefSeq lists its product as uncharacterized. The transcript is spliced from 3 exons. Bases 1 to 921 code for a protein of 306 amino acids. The record is from RefSeq and is a predicted model, not a curated record. NCBI's taxonomy places the organism in Eukaryota, Viridiplantae, Streptophyta, Magnoliopsida, Rosales, Cannabaceae.
AUGUUCCAAUUGCUUCAAACUGUGGGCCAGUUUAGUGGAAUGCCAACAGAGGAUCCUCACCUUCAUAUUCACUUGUUCAUUGAAGUGAGUGACUCUUUCAAGCUGCCCGGAGUGACAAAGGAUGCCCUGAGACUAAAGUUGUUCCCAUACUCCUUGAGAGACAGAGCUAGAGCUUGGUUGAACUCUUUUCCAUCUGAUUUUGUGACUACUUGGCAAGAGUUGGCUGAGCGAUUUUUGAUGAAGUAUUUUCCUCCCACUAAAAAGGCCAAGCUCUGGAUUGAGAUUACCUCAUUUCAAAAACUUAAUGAAGAAUCUUUAUAUGAGGCAUGGGAGCGGUUUAAGGAUUUGUUGCGCAAAUGCCCUCACCAUGGCAUUCCACAUUGCAUCCAGAUGAAGACCUUCUAUAACGGUCUCAAUGCUUAUACUAGAAUGGUGGUUGAUGCUUCAGCGAAUGAGGCUCUUCUUGCUAUGUCCUAUAAUGAGUGGCCCGCUUCUAGAUCGUCUACAGGUAGAAAGGUGGCUGGUAUUCAUGAUGUAGAUGCCAUCACUUCUUUGGCAGCCUAUGGGGACACAAAUGGGGCAAAUGGAGAGCAUUUCUUAUGUGUAUUGUGUCAAGGAGUUGGCCCUAGCAAUUCUUUUAUGCAUCCAAGACCAAAUUUUCCACCGGGUUACCCCCCACAAGCACCACAACAAAGGCCACAACAACAAGCAAUGCAAUCUAGCUCUCUUGAGAACAUGUUGAAGGAAUAUAUAGUGAAGAAUGAAGCCAUGUUUCAAAGCCAAGCGGCUUCAUUGAGGAACUUAGAAAACCAAGUUGGGCAACUAGCUAAUGAGCCUAGAAAUAGACCCAUGGUACACUGCCAAGUGGUACCGAGAAUCCAAGGAAUGUGGGCAAGGAACAUUGUAAAGCCAUCAAUUUGA